Molecule: messenger RNA, 144 nt
Organism: Anisakis simplex (herring worm)
Lineage: Eukaryota; Metazoa; Nematoda; Chromadorea; Rhabditida; Anisakidae
Source: the annotation of a GenBank genome assembly
GAGAAUCUGUCAAUAGGAGUGGAGGAACUGGGCAGGAGCUCGGUGAUUGGCGUGGCUCAGACGGCCAUGUCAUCGAAACUCAUUGGACCGUGGGGAUUCGGAAUUCUUUUCGGAGAUGGUCUACUCGGCAGUGGAGGCAGUUAA